Molecule: messenger RNA, 2022 nt
Organism: Linnemannia hyalina
Lineage: Eukaryota; Fungi; Mortierellomycota; Mortierellomycetes; Mortierellales; Mortierellaceae
Source: the annotation of a GenBank genome assembly
AUGGUCAAGCACCCAACAGCAAAGACCUCCUUCGGCUCUCUCCAGAACCCUGACCAAGUCUCGAACGCUGUCAUCUUCCAUUCCUCCUUCUCACCCGAGGGUGCACACAACUACUGCAUCAUCACCCCCGGUGCUGAUCGCUACCGUCUCAGAGUCUUCGACACCGCCACAGGAAACCUCAAGAACGACUACGAGGAAAAAGAAGGCGACGGCAAGUGGACCUGUGUCCGCUGGGGACACAUCACCGAAGUUGCCUCAAAAAAGAAGAAGGGUGUAACGACUGCAGGAAGCCGCAGCCCAGUUCUCGCUCUUGGACACACUAACGGACAGAUCUCAAUCUACUCAUUGACCCACGGCCUCGUUCUCCACCAACUCUCGGGAUCGCACAAUGGAAAGGUCAACGACUUUUGUUUCUCGGCUAGCGGGACCCGCGGCUUUUCUGCAGGCGAGGAUGGUCUGAUCUGCGAGUGGGAUAUCGCUCAGGGCGUCGAGAUGAGCAAGUUCCGUGCUGACAACAAGUCUGUCAAGAAGAUUCAGCUGGAUCACGAGGAGGACAUGCUCUUGACCGCGGGACAUAGCAUGAAGCUCUGGGAUCUUGAGACGCGCGAGGUCAUCAAGUCGUUCACAGGACAUGCCAGCGUCAUCACCAACGUCGUCUUUUCUGCCAACGACAAGUUCUUGGCCUCGACCGCCGAGCAGGAUCGUUUCAUUAACCUCUGGGACUGCACGCGCGAUAACCAGCAGGAGGGUAACAUCACAGCUUUGACACUGGACAACACAGUUUCGCAUAUCGACAUUUCAUCGACCAACGCCGUCUUGGCCAUCUCAGAGGAAGGAACAGCCGGUUUGUGGCAGAACGCACAGACUGCAAGCGGGACAUCCAGCGUGAACGGAAAGGCCAGCAAGAAGAAGCGUUACACGACGCGCGCAUGCGACUGCUUGAUCAAGAUUGAGUCUUCUCGUGGCGAACGAUCUGUGAUUCCAUUGUUGGGAGGAGUUUUCACACCCCAGGGCCAGAUGAUUCUCGCCCGCGGAUCAAACAUCAAGCCCGUCUUUGAGAAGGUCGACUUCCAGAACGAGGACGGAUCAUUAAAGGAGAAGGAAUUGGUCUUGACCCGCACCCCCGUCUCUGGGUUCCUCAUGGACGAGUCAGCGCAGACGGCCAGCAACGUGAAGGCGACCAAGAAGGCAUAUGAUGAGACCUCAGUGACAGUUGUGGGAGCAGCAGAUUUUGCAAUGGCCCAACCAGGUCUGGCUGAGGCUGCGGACGAGGAUGAUCAGAGCGAUGAUAAUGAGGUCAGCGAUAGUGAGAAGGGCGCUGCUCGGUUGGAGGGACGGACUAUGAAGGAGAAGUUGGAAGAUUUAACGGUUGAGCGGACUGGCAAGAAGGCAAAACAGAACAAGUACGCGACGCCCAAGGCCAACUCGCUGCAGCAGAUGUUGAUCCAGGCUUUGCACUCGAACGAUUUGCAGCUGUUGGAGGCCUGUUUAACAUACAGUAACGUCGACGUCAUCCGGAAUACCGUCCGUCGUCUGCCCACCGCCUAUGUGAUCCCCUUCCUGACUCAGGUCAUCCACAAGUUUCAACAAAAGCCCAGUCGUGGAGAGGCUCUUCUUGAGUGGAUCAAGGCCGUCUUGUUGAUCCAUACCGCUUACUUGAUGACUGUUCCUGACUUGGUCAGGAAGCUAUCCAACUUUUACCAAACUCUGGAUUCCCGUGUAUCGGUAUACAGCAAAUUGAUCAACCUGCAUGGACGUCUUGACCUGGUGAUGAGUCAGGUCGAGAUGCAGCACAAAGAUACCGACGAUAUCUCCAACGUGGCGCAAACGGUGUACCGGGAGGAUGAGGACGAUGAUGAGGAUGAGGAUGAUAUGGAUCUUGAAGACGAUGAGCAUGCUGACGAGGACGACGAGUCUGACUCGGACGAUGAUGAUUCAGAGGGACUCGACUCGGAAAUGUCGGACGACGAUGAUGACGAUGAAGAUUCCUCGGAGGACGGCGACGACGAGGACGAGGAGUAG